Molecule: messenger RNA, 1694 nt
Organism: Pundamilia nyererei
Lineage: Eukaryota; Metazoa; Chordata; Actinopteri; Cichliformes; Cichlidae
Gene: etfb
Product: electron transfer flavoprotein subunit beta
Exons: 7
Coding region: 240-1004 (254 amino acids)
Biological process (GO): amino acid catabolic process; fatty acid beta-oxidation using acyl-CoA dehydrogenase
Cellular component (GO): mitochondrion
Molecular function (GO): electron transfer activity
Source: RefSeq, a predicted model, not a curated record
ACGAAAUUGCGGCUACCGGCGACUUUUUGUUGAGUUUAGCAACCAACUUACACACGACAGCCAAUCGUAACCUACAACGCUGGAUAAUGCCAACAUUUCAUUGGCUAGAGUGGGGGGCGGUCACUUUAGUCUCUCCUCUGGUUUCACCCUGAAAUAAUUCCGACUGCUUCUUCAGUGAAGGUUCAUUGCGGUGACUGUGUAGCGCUAGCUGUCUGUUAUAUUUAAACGUUUCAGCUACAAUGUCUGGCCGUGUUCUCGUCGGAGUUAAGCGUGUCAUUGACUAUGCAGUUAAGAUCCGUGUGAAGCCAGACAACACUGGCGUGGUGACAGAUGGCGUUAAGCACUCAAUGAACCCCUUCUGUGAGAUUGCUGUAGAGGAGGCGGUCAAGCUGAAGGAGAAGAAGCUUAUUAAGGAGGUUGUGGCUGUCAGCUGUGGGCCACAGCAGUCGCAGGAGACCAUCCGUACUGCCCUUGCCAUGGGGGCUGACCGUGGCAUUCAUGUGGAUGUGAGUGGGAAAGACUAUGAAAACCUGGGACCCCUUCAGGUCUCUAAGAUCCUGGCAGCUCUUGCCAAACAGGAGGAUGCUCAGCUUAUUCUCCUUGGCAAACAGGCCAUCGAUGAUGAUUGCAAUCAGACUGGCCAGAUGACAGCAGCUUUACUGGACUGGCCUCAGGGUACCUUUGCAUCAGAGGUGUCCUUGGAGGGAGACAAGAUUAAUUUGGUCAGAGAAAUCGAUGGUGGUCUGGAACAUAUUAAGAUCAACACACCAGCAGUGAUCACUGCAGACCUUCGACUCAACACCCCCAGAUAUGCCACGCUGCCUAAUAUCAUGAAAGCCAAGAAGAAGAAGAUUGUUACUGUGAAGCCUGCAGACUUGGGGGUGGACGUGACUUCACGGUUGGAGGUGUUGAAAGUGGAGGAGCCUCCACAGAGGCAGGCAGGGAUGAAGGUGGAGACAGUGGAAGACCUAGUGGUCAAACUGAAAGAGGCAGGGAGGGUAUAGAGGCUUAAGCAUAUAAGCUGGGAGUGCAGAACCUAACAGAGGACUCUCUAAUGAAUAACGAGACUGAACUACAUAAGCCCAACCACAGGACAAGCUUAUGUGUUGGUCUAAUCCCUCUGUUUGAAACUGUGGCUCCUGAGGAUAUGCAGGGAGGUACUGAUAGAAGUGGAAAAAUAUUGAGACACACUGUCCUGCAGUCAGACAAGCCCAAAAGAAUCAUCUUGUCUUGUGUAUGCAUUUGAACUUGCAGAGUAGUUCAUUUGUUUCAUUAUAUCACAAUGCUAUAAAAAGCGGUGUUUAUGCAGUAAUUUAAAACCCAGAAUCUUCCCAUCACUCAUGUUGCUGUUUGUAUUGAACUGUACCCAAACUUCACCAGUUUGAUGCAUUUCAGCUGCUUCAUCCUCAUCUGUUAAUUCUUGUAUAUCUGUAGUCAGACAUGUUAAGAGGUGCAAUUUUUGUAAAUGACGUAUGUAAAUACAGAACCACCCAACAUGUUGAUUUGAAGAUGUCUGCUAGCAUUAAUAUCUUGACUACUGUGACUGAGUUCAAGGAUUGACUAGACGGUGUCUCUCAGUAUGAGCAGGGGAAUGUGAUUCUAAAUUGGAAUUUUACCGUAAGCGCCUAAGUUCUUUUUUGAUUGUACAGAACAUCACAAUAACAAUAAAGCAGCCAGUCUUUUUCAUAUCUACA